ACGAGCAAGCAGAAGUGCGCCAGCCUCUCGCCGCUGACUAGGAGCGAGAGCCACACACGUGUUGGCUUACUUGCUAAGUAUUCGCGACACGUCGGAACAAGCUUGCUGAUCCUCAUCUCGAGGACCAGGACGACUAAAGCAGCACAUCUGGACAUGGCUUCUCCCAGGGUCGUUAGCAGCUAUGAGGAGCAGCGAGCAGCCGAUACGCUUGGGGCGCCGUAUGAGGUGCCCGGGUCGUUGCUCCGCGGAAUACUGCCGGAGGAGCAGCAGGGGGUGUCGUACCUGAUGGAGUGUCCGCUGCUGUGUUUCGUGAAUGCACAGUCGGGCAGCCGCAAGGGGGCGCAGCUGGCGCUUAAGUUCAGCAGGGCAAUCGGCAAGAUGCAGGUGUUUGACAUCGGCAACCCAGCCUGCUGGCCGGAUAAGGUGCUCGCAAAGCUCUACGAAAACAUGCGCGUCCAGGAGGCGGCGGGUGACCCACGGGUCGCGAUGCUCAGGCAGCGGCUACGGCUGGUGGUGUGCGGUGGCGACGGCACCAUUGCCUGGGUCAUGGGCGCCAUUAAGAAACUCAAACUGGAUCCGGAACCCCCCAUCGCGAUCAUACCGUUGGGCACGGGUAACGACCUGGCUCGCAGCUUCCUGUGGGGCCACGCCUACAGCAGCAAGUGGACGCGGAACAGCCGGUCCAUGUACAAGACCCUCAAUCGGAUCGCGACCGCCUCAGAGGACAGUCUCGAUUGCUGGAGCUUUGUCAUUACAGCGCCUCGGAAAGAUAUGUUUGACCCCAAGAAGCUCCCGCACGGCCUCUCGCCACCACAGCCCACUGCUGCAGCCGCCGCCGCCAACCUGCCGUACGGUCCCAGUACGACAGGCCGUAUCUCAGCUCCCUCUUCCGUACCUGGCGUCUCCGGAUACGGCCGCAUGCACAGCAGCAGCCUUCCCAACACUGCCACCGUUCCCAGCACCACUCGCGACUCUUUAGUUCCCUCGGCGGCGCCGCCGACGGGCGACCGAUCCGUCGCGGCGAGUGUGGUAGCGACCCUUGGGUCGGCGACGCCAUUGCACAACAUCGCGACGAGUUCAGUUGGUUCGGCGGCGACGACGUUCACGACUGCCACCAAUAUGUCAAUGCACACGGGGGCGGCGCAGGCUGGGAACUCGGUGCCGCCCACCAUUGUGUCUGGAGCCAUGAGCACGCAGGCGGAGGAGGAGAGCGGCGUGGGGUGCAUGAUGGGCAUGUUUUGGAACUACUUCAGCGUGGGCCUGGACGCGGCUGCCGCUUGGGGCUUCCACUCGCUGCGGGAGCAGCGGCCCGGCUGCACCUCCUCGCGCCGAGUUAACCAGUUCUGGUACUCCUACUUUGGGUGCGCGACAGGCUGGUUCUGCUGCGCUCAGCCGCUCAACCUCAAAGUGAGCCUGGAGGUGCUCCGACCGGGCCCCGGGGGGGAUGCGGCGGGCUGGCAGCCGGUGAAGCUCAGUCCGGACAUCCGGGCGCUGGUGGUGGUGAACCUGCAGAGCUACGGCGGCGGACGCAACCUGUGGGGUCGCAGCACGAGUGCCGCCGAGCAGCGGAAACGCGGCUGGCAGGAGCCUGCUUACAAUGACGGCACGCUCGAGGUGGUGGGUCUGCUGAGCGGCUGGCACACGGGCGCGGUGAUGGCGUCAAAGGGGGCGCUGCUGCACGGCCGGCGGAUCUGCCAGGCAGCCGGGGUGCGGCUCGCGGUGCAGGCGCCGCAUGGUCGUCCGGACGGCGAGCCCAGCCACUGCUACAUGCAGCUGGACGGGGAGCCCUGGAGGCAGGAGAUCCCCAACCGGGAGCAGGGGUCGCACGUUCGGGUGGAGAUUCGCCACGCCGGCGUAAGUCGCCUCCUGCGCAACGACUCGGCAGGCGGAGCCGCCGCCGCCUCCUCCUCCCCUUCCGCUGCCGCCAGCCGCCACGACGUCGGCGUCAAGACGCCCUCCGCGCCCUCGCCAUUACGUGCCACAAACGCGCCCGUCGUUACCGCGGUUUCGGAACCCGGUGGUUUCCUCAUCGCCGGCGGCGGUGGUGGCGCGGGCGCGCAUGGAUCGACCCAUGGGUCAUCAUUCCCCCUGUCCCAAUCACAAUCCUCAGUCCAAAUGUCAACCCUGCAACAGCCGCUUGCUAGCCCCGCAUCUACGCAGCUGCCGUCGCUGCCGCUGGGGCCGGGCAUGGCUACCGGCGGCGGCAGCAUGCACGGCCCGGGAUCCACGAGCGGGACUGUACUACAGCACCAGGUUUCCGGAGCCACCGGAGCCACCUCGUCUUCGUUGGUUUGGGAGCGUCCGGGCGGAGGGUCGGUGCCUCCGGGGCUGGGGUCGGGGCGCAGGGCAUCAGCGGCGUCGGGUGCGGGUAGCUCUGUUGCAGAGGCGACGGAGGCGGAGGGUGCGGGUUGUGGUGCGGUGGCCUCGGCGCGAGGAGUGGCGCUUGGCUUGAAGCAUGGCGGCACCGGGGCAGCAGACGCCACCAAGUUACCAGGAGCCCCAAGCGGCGGUGUGGCUUCCCCGACCCAGGGCUCCCCGACUCCCAGGACCCUCUCUGGUGACCUGGACUCGCAGGGGCCGCGUAGCGCCGCGAUUACCGAGGCGGCGGCAGAGGUGGAGUGAAAGCGACGGCGGCGGCGGUGCAGUCGCGGGAUGGGGUGAAGAAGCGGUUCGUGCGUGUUACCCUGGCGUCUAGAACUGUGCGGUGUGGGGUGGCAGAGGGGCGAUCGGAUUCAGUUGCAUGGAGCUGUUUGCGAGGGUGGAUGGAUCUCCUUAGGGAAUAGGAUUUAACCACCCUCGUGUUGUUGGGGCAGAGGACGUGAUGGGCUGCCGGGCGUUGAGUUUUGACUGGGUAUUUGUGUCGUUUUGAUGGUUGGGGGCGCAGUUGCGGGGUGAGGAAUGUUUGAUGUGUCGGCCAGGCCCAAGCGGGGGGAAGAGGUAUUGCGCUAGACGCAGCAUAUGGACGAGGGGGAAAGAAUUGCCAGGGAGGCCACGAUCCUCCUAGUAUGUGGACAGGGGAUUCGAGCGAUUCCUGCUGAAAAUGCAGCGCAUGCUUGGAGGAGUGGUGGGUUUUGGGUGUUUUUUUUCGGGUGUUCACUCAGUAAAUUGUAUUGGUUGCAUUGAGGGCGCCAAAGAGAGCCACGAUUUUGGAUGAUGUCACGUAAUGUGUUGUUUGUGCAUUGCAUAGGGUAGCAUCUGUUGCGGGCUAGGAACGUUGCCCUCCUCUGAUAAGCCUCAGCUGGUAGAGCUGAGCGGCUGAUGAUGAGCCGCAUGGCCAACUUACUUUGGUGAUUCCUGCGCUAUUCAUCAUUUAGGGAGAGAGGCCGGUGCAAUGAACACGUAGACACGAGCGUUGCUGUUUUACAACGAAGGGACAUU
Messenger RNA from Astrephomene gubernaculifera, 3378 nucleotides. NCBI's taxonomy places the organism in Eukaryota, Viridiplantae, Chlorophyta, Chlorophyceae, Chlamydomonadales, Astrephomenaceae. The record is from the annotation of a GenBank genome assembly.